Messenger RNA from Uloborus diversus, 1858 nucleotides. Its product is annotated as vascular endothelial growth factor receptor 1-like. Gene Ontology annotation, biological process: multicellular organism development; protein phosphorylation; cell surface receptor protein tyrosine kinase signaling pathway. Lineage: Eukaryota; Metazoa; Arthropoda; Arachnida; Araneae; Uloboridae. The transcript has 10 exons. Gene Ontology annotation, molecular function: ATP binding; transmembrane receptor protein tyrosine kinase activity. Gene Ontology annotation, cellular component: signaling receptor complex. Bases 1 to 1563 code for a protein of 520 amino acids. The record is from RefSeq and is a predicted model, not a curated record.
AUGCAGCGCAAGUUACAAAUAUUUAAUCACCAACUAUUUCAAGAAGGAAACAUGGAACUAUAUGAUCCUAAUGCUCCAUUAAGUGAUCAAGUUGAUCUUUUACCAUAUGAUGAAAGUUGGGAGUUCCCUAAAGAAAAACUGAAGCUUGGUAGAACAGUAGGUCAGGGAGCAUUUGGAAGAGUUGUGAAAGCAUUAGCUUUUGGCUUAAAUGAUUAUGAAACCUCAACAGUUGUUGCUGUUAAAAUGCUGAAAGAGCGUGCAGAUGUGAACCAACAAAAAGCACUGAUGGCAGAACUGAAGAUUUUAAUUCACUUAGGCCAUCAUGUUAACAUUGUUAAUUUAAUGGGAGCUGUGACUAAAAACUUUCCCAAAGGUGAAUUGCUGUUAAUGGUUGAAUACUGCCGAUAUGGAAAUAUUCGACAUUUUCUACAUAGAUAUCAAGACAAUUUCAUUAAUGAGAUUGAUCCUGUAACAAAACAAGUUGUGCCUUCAACUGAAAAAAUUGCCGCAACUGUUGGUAAUGGAACAUUUAAAGGUGAUCGGUGCAGAAGUUCCUCAACUUCAUCUUCAGGGGUAAUGGCUGUUUAUAAUCCUAGCUACAGGCAACGGUCAGAUAGUUUUAUUAAUGAGCAUAGAAUUUCUACUGGUGGCUCUACAUUUGUGUAUUCAACAAGUGGCUCAACUGGAUCCUUCAGUGGAAGCAGUCGAAAUUAUCUCCGAGCUGACAGUCAAGAACAUGUUAUUACAACGUCAGAUUUAGUGUGUUAUGGUUUUCAGUGUGCUCGAGGAAUGGAAUAUUUGGCAUCAAAAAAGUUAAUUCACAGAGACCUUGCUGCAAGAAACAUACUCUUGGCUGAUGAAAAAAUUGUGAAGAUAUGUGACUUUGGUUUGGCAAAAGACUGCUAUAAGUAUGAAAAUUAUGUUAAGAGAGGGGAUGGCCCAUUGCCUAUAAAGUGGAUGUCGAUUGAAUCCAUAUGGAAUCAUGUUUUCACAACAAAAAGUGAUGUAUGGUCUUAUGGAAUAUUAAUGUGGGAGUUGUUCACACUUGGUGGGAAUCCAUAUCCUGGUAUUGACUUGGAUGAAGAAUUCUACAAAAAGUUAAAAAAUGGAUAUAGGAUGGAAAAACCAGACUUUUGUCCAGAUUAUGUUUACAAAAUGAUGCAAAACUGUUGGAAAGAAAAUCCUGAAGAGCGACCAAAUUUCUCCCAGAUAGCAGAAACGCUAGGUUCAUGCAUUGAUGAAAGUAUAAAACAGCAUUAUAUUGAUUUGAGUGCACCAUACAUAGAGAUGAAUCAAAGGAAAGAUAUUCAUAAUUAUUUCAACUUACAAAAUGACAAACUUUCCAAUCAUGAAUAUAUGAAUUCAGAAGUAAAACUUGGCAGCAAUUAUGAUACUGUUCCCCCAGCAAGAGGAAUUCUGCAAGGUAAACAAAAGAAUGAGCCAAUUUUAUUGAAUACAUUAGGAGCCAUUAGGGAGGACUUAAUUAUAAAGGACUGGAUUGAUAUUCAAGCCUCUGAUAACAUUAGUGAUUAUUUACAGAUGGGAGAGGAAACACAUGUUUGAAAACUAAACCAGCUACUGUAUAUAGGCGUAGACUGUCUCGCCAUGGAUGAUAAUAAUGAUUGUAUAUAUAGACAAUGUUUGCCACUAAUGGUGAUACAUUGAAGCAAGCAAAUAAUAUCAAAUAUUUCAUCUAUAGCUGUAUUUGAAUUUGAUUAUUUUCUUUUAUGUCUUCAAGUUGAGUUAGAACAAAAAUCUUGACUACUGAUACAUUAUUUGUUCUAAAUUGUAAUUAUAUACCUCAUCAAAUUAAGUGAAAACAACACAUUAAUACAUGUACAGGGUUAUAAGAAAUAAC